Lichtheimia ornata is the source of this 399-nucleotide messenger RNA. RefSeq lists its product as uncharacterized. The transcript has 3 exons. Gene Ontology annotation, cellular component: membrane. NCBI's taxonomy places the organism in Eukaryota, Fungi, Mucoromycota, Mucoromycetes, Mucorales, Lichtheimiaceae. The coding region runs from base 1 to 399 and encodes 132 amino acids. The record is from RefSeq and is a predicted model, not a curated record. Gene Ontology annotation, biological process: mitochondrial respiratory chain complex I assembly; response to oxidative stress.
AUGUCCACUAUUGGUCGUACAAUCAAGAACGUCUUAAAAGCUGGUCCUGCCAACUCGUUGAAGCAAAUGAACAACAUUGGUGAUACCAAAUGGGGUGCCUUUAUUGGUGCUGAUCGCUUUGGCAACAAGUACUUUGAAAACAACGACGAAAUCUCGGGUCGUGAACGUUGGGUUGAAUUCGAUAGUGUUGACCCUGAUGGUGCUGAUAUUGAUCCUGCAUGGCACAUGUGGAUGGCAAGAAUCGUCCAGGAACCUCCUACUGAUAUGAACAUCCAAUCUCAAAAGUGGUGGACUGAACCUACACCCAACUUCACCGGCACUCGUAGCGCUUUCAGAACCUACAGCACCACCAAAGCCAAGGUCACCGCAUGGGUUCCUGUCGCUCUUCCUAGACAAUAG